AUGUGUUCAUCAGUUUGUGCCCUUUUUGAUCUAAAGCAGAAGGGCCUUAUUCACAGGGCAAUUAAACCCCAAAAUAUUUUCACUGAUGAGGUUAAGGUGAAAAUUAACGAUGCCGCUGUUGAAACCCUUAUAAAUUACUUACGAAAAAACUCCAAAAAAGACAGAGAUGAGAUUUUCAAGUGGUCACCGCCAGAGUCAUUGAAAUGCGGCGAAGUUUUGGACAAAAGUGAUGCCUGGUCCCUAGGUUGUGUCCUUUUCAAAUUACUCUACUGUGGUUUGGGCACGCCUUCUGAAACCAAUAAAGCGAUGACCGUGGUAAGAACCAAAGGCGAAAUACCGCAGACGGCGCUGGAACAGCUGCAUAAAGCGUAUCCGUCUGAGCCAAUCGAUUUGAUCAAAGGAAUGAUUAUCUUGGAUGCGGAAAAACGUGUGGGCAUUACGCAAGUGUUUGAAAGCGCCUAUCAGCAAUCCCUGAUGGAUCGGUACGACUGCGAACGAAAACUCAGGCGAAAGCGCCUAAUGAAACCGACUUCCGAAUGCAACCCGCCCACGGAACGUGGAUUGUCAGCAAUGCUUCGCUUCCUUACCGAGGAAAUUGAGAACGAGAACUGCAUAGCUGCUGCCUUGACGUGGAUCGCAGAAACUCACUGUCGCAACGAGGCCUACUUGCCAGCCCUCCUUCCACUCCAUGUUUGGCGCGUUUUUCUGGUGCACAAGGAAAAUCCCGUCAUUGUGCAACACGGCAUUGCAAUUCUAACACACUGCACGUCAGUCGGUAGAAUGUACGUACGGGAACCUACCAUAUUCCCCCCAAACACGGACUCCGAUUUGCUAAGCUGCUGUGAUCUGCUUAUCGAUAACAGCACUUACUGGAAUGAGAUCACGCUCAGGCUUGUCUGUGACCUGGCUACGAGGCACAUGGAUACACUGGGCGUACAUAUCAAUGUUCUGGCAUUGUUAGAAGUGAUCUUUUGCCCAACCACUUGCUUAUGCUUUCAAAAAAAGACUGAAAAGGAGUACUGGGCAAGGCAUGGCGGUGUGGUUCGCAAGGUUUGCGAAAUCGGCUUCAGCGAGAUCAUUCUGAAGGCUCUCACGAAGGUUCAUUUGGGCAACGUCGACAUUUUGCGUCCUGCGUUGGCUGUUCUAUGGAAGUUGUGCAUUGAUGACCAAAAUGCGAAACAAUUUAUUGAAAUGGGCGCCUUCAAGCUGGUCUACGAUACAAUGUUCUUCUUUCCUAAACACCCUGGGAUUAUUAAUCAAGGCGCACUGUGCUUGGCUGCGCUAGCAACUGAAGAGGCUCUACAUGAGGAUAUGUUCACCAAAGUUGACGUCCUGCCUCUCCUACUCAAUACAAUCUACGAGUUCUGCGGUUACACGGAUAUCUUCUACAAUCUCAUGCUCUGUGUCAAUGUGAUCAUCCGUCGAUCGGAGGAACAGAUCCUGCGAUUUGUGCAGCCGCACAUCAAGGACCAGGGACGCGGACUGGUCGCGCUCAUCUUCAAGGCCUACGCGGUCCACCGCGACAACCAGAGAAUCAUCGCAAUUCUCGUCAGCACGCUGGAGGUUGUCAUGGGUUACGAUGGCAUACUCGAGGCCCUAAUCGACGACCUGUGUGCUAUGAAAGCCCUCCUAGAGGAGGUCUGCAGUCGGUUCCCCAGCGUGGAGAAUCUGGGAGACGUGGCGAGAAGGACGUUGGAGGGGCUUCCCGAGGUUUACAGCGCCUACGAAGAGGAAGAGACACUCCCCACCGUCUAG
This is a messenger RNA of Mesocestoides corti, 1755 nucleotides long. The record is from the annotation of a GenBank genome assembly. NCBI's taxonomy places the organism in Eukaryota, Metazoa, Platyhelminthes, Cestoda, Cyclophyllidea, Mesocestoididae.